UGAGUUUUCUUUUGUUAUUUGAAAUAAACCCAAAAGAAAUGUAUUGUCUUCAAGUUGCAGCUUAUCACUUGUUCUUCAACGCAGCUCGGUUAUGUUAUCUUCUUGCUUUGAUUAUCCUUGUCUUUCUCAGAUUCUUUUCUAUUUUCCAGAAUAUCUCAGUAGUGAAUCACAUAGGCGACUCCCGAACGGCGUCGUUUUUGGCGACUGCUGAUGCACAGCAAGCUCAUGGAGAUUUGAAUGUAACUUUCUCUGGUCGUUUCUUAGGAUCUGUAAUAAAAGAUAUCGCUGAUAAUGUUUUCUAGUUAGCUGUGUAUUCUUUAUGGACUUAUCAUCAUAUAUAUAAUAACGUUGAAUAUUUUCACUA
Molecule: messenger RNA, 364 nt
Organism: Eutrema salsugineum
Lineage: Eukaryota; Viridiplantae; Streptophyta; Magnoliopsida; Brassicales; Brassicaceae
Exons: 1
Coding region: 39-302 (87 amino acids)
Source: RefSeq, a predicted model, not a curated record